AAUGCAGUUGUGAUGCAGCUGAUGCUUCUUCCAGGGCUGCUGCAUUUGGUUCUGUUAUGAGGCAUUACUCAAGGCCUCUUCUUCAUGUUUUACCUGAUGAUGUUAAGGCCAAAUUAUUGGAUGCUCCUUUGGAUAAUAAAAAUCUUUUUGGUACUGCUUCUGCUGAACUUUUGAAAUCUCUUCAGGAUGAGGGCAAAGCCUUGCAGGAGUUGAAACAUAUUUUUUGUUUCUCCUAUUCCAAAUCUGCUUUUGUUCACAGACACUCUCAACCUCCAGCCAAGGGUAAAAGGGGUUCUAGACAUGUACCUCCUGCUAAAUCUAAACAGACUCCUAUUUCCCAGUAACCUCCUUUUCAGAACAAGCCAGGUUCCAUUUGACUACUUGCUUCCCUUUUCCCUAAGCCAGGUUCCUUUGUCCCUUUGCCUCUCCCUGUCACUUCCAGAUUGGUUAAGGGAUAACAGACUCUUAGUUUCUGUCCAGUAUCUGCCAGGGGUAUUUCAUGGCUUGGAAAUCUCUUCCUCUCUUUUUGUGCAUCCCACAACCUCCUUGAGAACAGCUUCCUUUCUUCCCAGAGGUGCUUUAUUCUCAUUCAGGCUAUGCCCCCUGCACAGGAAGGGAGGAAUUUUUAUUCCAGAAUGUUUCUGGCUUUCAGAAAGGAAGGCACAUAAAGACCAACUCUGGACCUUUCUCAGCGCAACACCUUUCUCAAGGUCCCCUCUUUUGGAUGGUGUCUCUUCAAACUUUAUUUCCUCCUCAUCUUUGCCAGGCCUUUCUGGUCUCUCUGGAUCUCAAGGAUGCCUACCUUCAUAUCCCCAUCCAUCCCCUUUUCAGGAAAUGUUUGUGUUUCUCUGUUUCUUCUUGCAUUUAGAUUUCUCUGCUUUGUCCUUUGGCCUCACUACUGCUGCAAGGGUAUUUACCAAAUGCGUUGUUUGCGUCAUUGUAUUUUCCAAGAUAAGAUGGUUCAGAUCUUUCCUUAUCUGGAAGACCUGCUCAUUCAAGCUUCCUCCCCUGAAGCUCUGUUUCAGGAUCUCCAGUUUACUAUUUUCCUGCUGCAGAGUCGGGCUCUCCAUAAACUGUCAAAAAUCCGUCUCGACUCCUUCUCAGGAUCAUGUUUCCCUUGGCUGCAGGAUCCAGAGUAUCCCCAUGUUAGCAUCUCUGCCCGCCUCCAAGGCCCUGUAUCGUUUUGCUUUUUUCCAGUCUAUUCUUCCACUGGAUUCAGUCACGGCCAGAGACUUUCUCAGGGUCCUUAGGUUUAUGGCCUCCAACAUUCCCAUGCUGCCUCUAGCUAGGCUCCAUAUGAGAAAGCUUCAGUGGUACCUCAAGUCAGUUUAGCUUCAACUUUGUCAUCCCCUAGACUUCCUGGUUUCCCUCCUUCCUUGUCUCAAGCUAGAGCUUCAGUGGUGGAUUCAUCAACUUUCUCUCCACCCAAGGCUUUCUUUCUAGCCUCCAGUCCCGACUCAAGAGCUCUUUACAGAUACCUCAGACAGGGGGUGUGGAGCUUCCUUAGGCUCUCAAGGUUCAGGAUCUAUGGCCUCUUUAUCAGAGGUCGAACCACAUCUGCAUCAAGGAGAUAAGGGCUCUGCAUCUAGAUCUUCAGACUUUUCAUACCCUCUUUCAUCCUGGGCCCCUCAAAGUUUUCACAGACAUUACCACAGUGAUGUGGUAUGUCAGCAAGAAAGGGGGUACAAGGUCCUAACCCUUUUUGCAGGCUAGCUCUUCAAGUCUGUGAUCUAGCUUUCCAGUAUCAAGUAACUCUUCUGCUUGUCUAUAUUCCCUCAGAGCAUAAUCUAGUGGCAGACUCUUUGUGCAGAUCCAGCACACAAGCUCAUGAAUGGAUGCUUCACAUAUGUGUUCCUGGACAUUGUCCAUCAGUGGGGUAUACCUCAGGUAGAUUUUUUUGCCUCCCCUCUGAACAGACAACUUCCUCUUGUCUGUUCCAGAUUGUCAAGUCAUCUUGCUUGGAAAGUAGACACACCCUGUCUUUCCCUUGGAAGGGGUGCUUUUGUACACUUUCUCUCCCCUUCCUCUGCUUCUGAGAGUCUUACACAAGAUCAGACAGGACUCUCCCAAAAUCUUUUUGGUGACUCCCUUUUUGGCCCAGACAGUAUUGGUUCUUCCUUCUUUCUCACUUGGCCAGGGGAAAUCACCACAAGUUACCUCACCAGGUGGACUGUCUUACACAAGACAAGGGUUCUCUUAUCCAUCCUCACUUGUCCAUGCUUUGGUUGAUGCUAUGGGUGAUGAGGUUUUGAUCCCUUUUAGACACCUUUUUUCUGAAGAUGUGCUUUUGGGUCCUGCAGGAAGCCCACUACCAAGAAAUCAUAUUGGAAAAUAUGGAAAAUGGAAGAGAUUUUCUGUCUGGUGCCUGUCUAGCCAUCAGUAUUCUCCAUCUGCAGAGGUUUCUCUGGUCCUCUCUUAUUUGUGUGAUCUGCUCUGUGCUGGGUGACAUAUUCAUCAGCUAAAGCUCACCGGUCAACCAUUUCUACUUGUUUGCCCUUGAAUCCUCCAUCAAGAUUUGAUGUUGACAGUUUCUUAAAGGCAUCCUUCAUAUCAGGCCUCCCAGAAAGCCUAUUGUUCCUUCCUAGGACCUCAAGUUUUGUUCUUGAACAACUGACUCUGGCUCCUUUUGAGUCUGCUUCUUCACCUUCCUUGCAGCAUUGUACUUGGAAGACUGUUCUUUUUUUUGGCUCUUACUUCUUCCAAAAGGGUUUCUGAACUUCAAGCUCUCAUGGUUAUUCCUCCUUUCUUAGUGUUCCACAGGGACAGUGUGUAUGUUUAUAUUGAUCCUUUUAUGCCUGAGGUGGUCAGUGAGUUGUCCCUUAAUCAGUCUGUUCAUUUGCCUUCCUUUUUUCCUUCUUCACAGUCGGCCAUUGAGAAAGUUCUUCACUCCUUGGACUUGCAUAGACAGCUCAGAUGUAAUUUGAAUAAAAGCUGUUUGGAAAUCUGAGCAGCUUUUUGUUUCUUUUCAUCCCAGGUCUUUGGGCUUAGCUGUUUGUAAGCAGACCAGCUCUUCCUGUAUUUCUAAAGCCACUUCUUUUUGUUAUUCUUUUCAUGGUAAAUGUCUUCAGUCAAGGCUCACUCUACCAGAGCCUUUGCUUCUUCUGGUGCUUUGUUCAAGGGGCUCAAUACCAACUCCAAUCUUGAGGCUGCUACUUGGUCUUCUGUCCAUACUUUCCACUUAGCAUUAUAAGUUGGAUGUUAUUUCCAGAGCCAAAGUUGGCUUUGCCAGGGCUAUCCUGCAUGGGUAUUUUGAGGAUCUUUGGUGCCAUCCUCCUCCUAAGUCUCCUCUUAUGCUUUUGUACUCUCCCGUAUGCAAGGAAUACUGCAACAGCAGUAUGGGAGAACAAAGUAUAGUUGUCAAAAUUCUUAUAUCAGUAGUGUCCUCCUUUUCACUGUUGCAAUAUUCACUCCCUUCUUCCUGCCUGUUCUUGCUCUCCUGGCUGAGGGGCUCUUCUCUCAUUUCUACAUCUUGUUGUACAUGUUCUUCCUGGUCCCUAGGGAGAUUCUUUUCCUCCUGGGACAUACUUAGGCUAUCUUGGCAGGAGAUCCCUUAUCUAAGGAGUGCUGCAACAGUGAAGAGAAGGAAAUCUACUGUUAUGGUAAGAAUUUACACAACUGUAGUUUUUGCAUAGAUAAUCUCUCAACAGUUUGUAUGAAACAGAGUAUAGAAUUAAGGCUUUAAGGUGAUCUGCAUAGGAUACGCUGUUUAUAACCUGUAUUCGUUUUAUGAGGAACAUCUGUGGACAUUCUAGUUAUUGAAUGCGCAGGGUUAGGUACAUACCAAGGGGAUCCCUACUGACUGAUGGGCCUGAUGGUGGAUGAAUACAGUGGAAUGAUGAUUUCCUUGGACCUAGAUGCCAUACGUUUGUUUAUAAGCUGAAUGACAUAGAAUGAUUUUCUUACCACCUUAUAUACAUGUUAGCCAGAAGCCAGGUUACUAUCUACUUACAUACCCAGAUCUCUUGACUACUGGUUCUACUUGUAGUGUAGUGUUAUCAGUGAAGUAAUUUCCUACAGUGGCUGACUUCACAAAGGAUACUAUUAUAUAUAUUUUUUAGCACUGAGUUUUCAGCUGUGAUCUUGGCAACAGUCAUUUGUCUGAGUUCGUCCUUCCUUUAGGAAGUUUGUGAUUUUGGAGGAUACUAUGACUGUUCUUUGUUUGCAAUCUUGGUCAGCCAGAUGCCCGUGACAUUGGCCUCGACUUCCAAGAAGUAGAUGCCAGAAAGGAGCAGACCCAGCAUAGAGCACUGAGGGACUCUGCUAGUGACCGGCCUCUCUAUGGAGGUGAUCUCCCCUGUUCUGUCUUCUUGGGUCUUGUAUGAGAGUCUGCAGAUUAUCCAACAUGUGACAAAUCCAAUAUCCCCAAGUUUGUUUACAGUGCCUGACAUCAGGCAGUUUGUUGCCAAAGUUGCACCUGCCCACACCUGCCUAUUAUGAGUCAGAACAACUUAGAGGAGCUGAUGAAGAACCAACAAAAGUCUUGGAGUGAAGGGGGGGGGGGCAGGCACAGGAAAUAUGCCUCUGCUUUCAAAAUCUCUAACACAUAAAGUAGCCAAGAUUAUUUAGACAAACGCCCAUGAGAGAUGCCAAGACUGUUAGGACAGCCUUUCAUUCAUGAUGUUUCAUGUCAGCAGGUGCAUUUUAUUGAUGCCUGUUCUGUGCUCCAGCACCCUCCUUCCAAACUCUGGCUACUCUUCAAAGUAUUCCUCAGGGUUAUCUUCUUCUUCUUUGGUAUCCUGUUAGAGAUGAUGACAGAGGAGUAUGAAAAAUUACUGAAUUCCCAACAUCAACUCCUCUUAUGCCAAGAUGUGCCCCUCACUGCCCAGAUUACCAGCUUCUGGAAGUCAAAACCCAUGGAGGCAGUAUUUCUUGCACAGCAGAAAUUUGCUGGGCUUAUACUUACCACUAGGGUUUCAGGCUAGAAGCAUAUUUCGUGUGCCUGCCUUUCCACCCCCUUCACUCCAAGACUUUUGUGGGUUCUUCAUGGGCAGGUGUGGGCAGGUGUUGACAGGCGCUUUGCCAGGACUGAACAGUUGUCUUGAUUCCAGUGUCUUUAUCUCUUGUGCCUCCAUUUAUGGCUGGAUUGACUGUAUGUGUACUGUAAGCUUUAGCUUCAUCACUAACCUUUGACGAGUGGGCAUUACUGUGGGGACCAUCCUAUUGUGUCAACAUCAGUGCCAACUUUUUUUUCUGAUUGAUGACGUUGGGAGUUUGGAUUCCACAUUGCUCAUACUGAUAUCAACUUUGACCUUGGAAUCCUUCCGCCAUCCCUUUCUGCUUUGAUGCAUGUUUUUUUUUUUUUUUUCUAGUUUCUUCUGCAGGGGCCACCCAGUAUUUCCAGCAGUUCUGUAGGACUCUUGCAAUCUCUGCCAUUCCCCUUGCCAGUUCAUUUCACCAGAGCUGUUUCUCUUCCUCUUCUGAUUUAUCUUCUCCCUAGGUGUAUUGGAAGGCUUCAUGUAAAAGGAAGUAUUUAUUUUCCAAGCUAGGGUCUCUCAAAUCUGAUUUGGAUGUGGAAAAGGAGGACAUUGACUCCCAAACAGCCUCCUAACACACAAAACUCUAAAUUUGGGGGAGGUCCUAGAGAUGAUGUGGCAGGAAAAAGGAUGGCAUGCAGACUCCUUGACCUCCCUACAGUGAACUCUGAAGAACUUUAGGUCUCUUAGACAAAUUUAUGGCGGUCUCAUCUAUUUGAAAUAUCAUCCUGGUGGCUACUAAAGGUGGUGUGAGUACACCAAACCUGAGUCGUAUGUUUACUGCUACAGUGAUUUGCAUUCAAAGACCUGCUGUUAUGGUGAAUAUCUCACACACCUGUACUUUUAAUUGUGAUUCAAAGCUACCAUUGCAUCUUUUCAAGACAUAAACAGUUUGCAAAACCUUGUUAAAUUGUUUCUUUCAAAGUAUCAUAUGUAUUGACAGCUGCUUUGCAAACUGAAAAUAGUUUUGCUCAGUUUUACAGAGACCGUGGAGAAUGUAUCGGGUGGCAGGGGUGGAAAUGUGAAGUUUACAUGUAGCAUAGGCCUUCACAUUCACAGUAUGGAGGAAAUGCAAGCAUUAAAGCUGUGAAUUCUGAGUGAGGUUACUAUGGUUCAGAAAGAGCAUUUGUUACCUUGUAUUUUAUCAUUUUUCCAUGGUUGAAGUAUCUUCUCGUUUAAUUCCUGCUGUUGUAUCUGAUUGAAGUAAUCUCUGCAUGUAUCAGCUGUACUCUUUCAUAUUUCAUUUUUUCAUUUAUGUUUGUUUUCUGCUUCUUGGCUGCAGCUUUUGUGGAAAUGAUGCCUACCAGUGAUCACAUCUUGUGUACCAAACGUGUCAGUGCUGACUCGGUGUGUUAUUGAUCACCUUUUCAGUAUUGAAGUAAGACUUUUGAAGAUGUGCAUAAAGAACAGAAUCCAGUUGGCACAA
Molecule: messenger RNA, 6399 nt
Organism: Protopterus annectens (West African lungfish)
Lineage: Eukaryota; Metazoa; Chordata; Ceratodontiformes; Protopteridae
Exons: 2
Coding region: 301-1332 (343 amino acids)
Source: RefSeq, a predicted model, not a curated record